CUGGUGCCGGAUCGGGUCCCGGAGUCUUCGCCCACUUCGGGGCGGGAGCCAGAGCUGGGGGUCGGGCUCAGACCCGGAGCGUGGGCUGAAGCGGCGGGCACUGACUCCCCGCGAGAUGGACGGAACAGAAGGCAAUGCUGGGCAGCCGGGCCCCGCUGAGCGGUCCCAUCGUAGCAGCGUGUCCUCCGUGGGAACCCGAGCAGCUGACGUGCUUGUGUACCUGGCGGAUGACACAGUGCUGCCCCUGGCCGCGGACAACCUGCCCUCGCUCAGUGCCCACGAGCUGCACCGGGCUGUCCGUGAGGUUCUGCAGCUCCCGGACAUCGCCCUGGAUGUCUUCGCCCUCUGGCUUGUGUCCCCUCUGCUGGAGGUGCAGCUGAAGCCCCGGCACCGGCCCUACAAGCUGGGCCGCCAGUGGCCUGAGUUGCUGUUGCGCUUCACUGACGCACCCGACGACGACGUGGCUGCAGAUGAGCCUUCCCUGCAGUUCCGAAGGAACGUGUUUUUCCCAAAGCGGCGGGAGCUCCAGAUCCACGAUGAGGAGGUCCUGCGGCUGCUCUAUGAGGAGGCCAAAGGCAACGUGCUGGCCGCACGGUACCCGUGCGACGUGGAGGACUGUGAGGCCCUGGGCGCCCUGGUGUGCCGCGUGCAGCUCGGGCCCUACCAGCCGGGCCAGCCCACGGCCUGCGCCCUGAGGGAGAAGCUGGACUCCUUCCUCCCCGCCCACCUCUGCAAGCGGGGCCACGGGCUCUUUGCUGCCCUCCGGGGCCGAGGGGCCAAGGCGGGCACAGGCGAGCAGGGACUGCUGAGCGCCUACUGCCAAGUGAAGGAGGCGGCCGGCAGUGACGGCGAGCACGGGGCCUCCCUGAGCCCCCACUACCGCGCUUACCUCCUCAAGAGCCACGAGCUGCCCUUUUAUGGGUGCGCCUUCUUCCACGGUGAGGUUGACAAGCCGGCCCAGGGCUUUUUGCACCGGGGCGGGCGGAAACCAGUGGACGUGGCCAUCAGCCUGGAGGGCGUGCACGUCAUUGACAGCAGGGAGAAGCACGUCCUGCUGGGCCUGCGCUUCCAGGAGCUGUCCUGGGACCACACGUCCCCCGAGGAGGAGGAGUCUGUCCUGUGGCUGGAGUUCGAUGGGGACAACGAGGGCACACCGGUCAACAAGCUGCUCAAGAUCUACUCCAAGCAGGCCGAGCUGAUGAGCAGCCUCAUCGAGUACUGCAUUGAGCUGAACCAGACUUCAGAGCCCGCUGCCCCCCUGGAGAACGUGUCUGGCGCCCCCUCGGCUGCGGGCUCCCACCGCCCCCCCGCUCAGCGCCCCCCUCUGCGCAGGCAGGGCAGCGUGGUGAGCAGCCGCCUCCAGCAUCUCUCCACCAUCGACUACGUGGAGGAAGGUCAGCAGAUCAAGCGGGUGAAGCCGAAGCGCACCACGUCCUUCUUCAGCCGGCAGCUGUCCACCAGCCAGGGGAGCUACACCGUGGUGCAGCCCAGCGACAGCCUGGAGCAGGGCUGAGGGCCGCGUCGCCGGGCAGGGGGAGGGCGCAGGGUGAGGCUGCCCCGGACCUGGCCCAGCAUUC
Molecule: messenger RNA, 1577 nt
Organism: Enhydra lutris kenyoni (northern sea otter)
Lineage: Eukaryota; Metazoa; Chordata; Mammalia; Carnivora; Mustelidae
Product: FERM domain containing 8
Biological process (GO): negative regulation of canonical Wnt signaling pathway
Cellular component (GO): plasma membrane; cytoskeleton
Source: RefSeq, a predicted model, not a curated record